UUGCAUUCGGUAACUUUAAAGCGCUCAAAACGUCAACUUUCAUUUCAGAAGAACAAAGAAUAAUAAUUAUUCAGUCUUACACGAUUGCACAAUAGUAUUCUGUUGACUGCUUUUACCGACAAAAAGGCAUCAAAAACAGACGAGUCAACUAUUGAUAUACACUACAAUGGCGCUAUCUAAAUCUCUCUUCGAUGCAUCAGUCAAGAGGUGUCCUGUCAAAGCAGUGCCCAACCUCCUCUCCCCCUUCCCCUCCCAGUCUCAGCAGUGCCCCCUUCGCCAAGAUGAUCCCAACCCUGCCAGCGGUAUCAGCAGCAGCAGUAAUAACAUGAACACAAACAGUCCUCUCAUCAAAUCUCCUCGAAGAAUGGGACCCUUCGGCCACUUUCAUCUUGUGCUUAAGCCUAACUCAUUCCGCGAUGCAUUGCAAAACAUGGGAGCACUUUACGACGAGCUGGGUACAAAUACGGUGGCAAUUCAACCCCUUCCUUCCUUCUUGACUAGAUUCAUACCAGAAGCAAACAAUAUAAUCUACACCAAAGACGAAAACUUGAUUAAACACAUUUUGAAAAAUGAAGACAAAUACCCAAGAAGAGCGGGCUACCUUAACGACAACAUUCAGGCAAUACAGUCAGAUUUAGGCAUAGGAACAGAUCUGUUCAGCACAGAUGGGCCAGAGUGGCAUGCACACCGGAAACUGGUGCAGAAACACCUGUUGAGUCCAGAAGAGGUCAAACAAUUCACACACACUGUCACUCAAGUGGCCCGAGACUACGUUCAACUCAUACAUCAAAUCACGAGUAAAAACGAGGGGUUUAUGGACGACCUGAAAUUCCGUAACACCUGCUUCACUUUCGAAAGCACUGUGGCUCUUCUGUACGGAGUGAGAAAUGGAACAGUAACUCAGGACUCAAUUAACGACCACAAGUUCCACAAUUACGCUAACAGUUUCGUCAAGCUAUUCGAGACGUUCCAGCCACUCAGCUUCUGCCCUGUACACCUGAUGAAGAGUGUUGGGAGGUUGUUCUGGUAUAACGAGGCGAAGAGACUCUACGACAACACAUUAGUGCAGUCGCGACAGUUCGCCGAGAGCGCCAUGCAAGCCUCGGCCGACUCGAAAUGUGUCUGGGCGAAAGUACUUAAAAGUGCUACUGACGCAGACGAGGAGAAGCUGAAGUGCAAUCUCUCUGCAGUCCUCAGUGGGGGACUGGACACAACUGCCACCCAGUUGCUCUGGACCAUGCAAGCACUGGCCGAGUUUCCGGAGGAGCAGGAGAAAUUGAGUCGCCAGAUAAGAGACAAUCUCGGAUCCGAGCCAAUAGACCACGACAAUGUGCACCGGGUCGGCCUAGCCCGAGCAGUAAUCAAAGAGGCUCAGCGACUGUACCCACUAGUGGGCUUCUUUCCUCGCCAGCCAUACACAGAUGUGAACUACUCUGACUCGGAGACAGGCCACUCGGCCACAAUCCCCGCCGGAUCCCUCAUCUUAAUCGACAACUUCAACUACAGCCGAGACGAGAAAUACUUCCCCGAGCCGCUAGUUUUCAGACCUGAGCGGUGGAUGAGAGAGGACGACAGCGAACACUUCAACAAAGACCGCAUGUUCCUCGCGUUCGGAUCCGGACCACGCUCGUGUAUCGGGAGGCGAAUCUCCGAACUAGAAAUGCGAAUUUUCAUCAUUGAACUCAUUCGGAACUUCAGGCUGGAUUUAGAAGGGGAUGCCGCAUCCCCGAUCUACAGUGGCAUUGUGAUUCCAGACAAAACGCCCAAAAUCAGAUUCACGCCUCGAAAUUAAGCUAACAAAACUGAAAUGUGCAAUCAGUAAUACCAAAUCGCAAUUCUAAAUUACCAAACCGCAAUUAAACGUGAACUUCGACGUUGAAAUGUAUUUUAUCCUUAUGUGCUUCUAUGUUAAUUCCAUGCUGAAAUUUUGUAGUGCAAAUUUCCUGCAAUUGUAAAAAUUGAAAGUUUCAGUGCAUUGUAAACUGAUCUCGUUCUGUUCUUGAAUCAAAAAGAUAAA
Messenger RNA from Symsagittifera roscoffensis, 2017 nucleotides. Its product is annotated as cholesterol side-chain cleavage enzyme, mitochondrial-like. Gene Ontology annotation, molecular function: heme binding; oxidoreductase activity, acting on paired donors, with incorporation or reduction of molecular oxygen; iron ion binding. The transcript is spliced from 9 exons. Lineage: Eukaryota; Metazoa; Xenacoelomorpha; Acoela; Convolutidae. The record is from RefSeq and is a predicted model, not a curated record. Bases 167 to 1792 code for a protein of 541 amino acids.